UGCAAAAGUGCAUUGGAAGAGGAGAGAAGGGACAGUGGGUUUUGGUGGUGUUGUUGCACCUCUUCUCACUGGGAAACUGGGCAUCAAAAUGCUGAUAGUUGAAAAGACCACUGACUACCCGUCCACUGAGUAUUCUCUAGUGGAGGAUGUUGCCCUCCACUUUACUUGUUUGAUGGACAGACUGAACGAGCAGCGCCUCUUUCAGCCAGAUUUGUGUGAUGUAGACGUGGUAUUGGUGCGGCAGAAGAACACGUUUCCCGCUCACAAGGGAGUCCUUGCAGCGUACAGUCAGUUCUUUCAUUCCCUCUUCACGCAGAACAAGCAGCUCCAGCGGGUUGAACUUUCCCUGGAAGCGCUAACGUCUCAAGGGUUCCAACAGAUCCUUAACUUCAUCUACACUUCAAAGCUGCUGGUAAAUGCCUGCAACGUGCAGGAUGUUCUGAAUGCUGCUGCCGUUCUGCAGAUGAAUGAUAUUGCUACUUCCUGUCAAGAAUUAAUAGACAGCCGGUCCCUAAACCUGACCACAGUGAGUAGCGACAUGUCAAAGCAGGAGGGCCGCGGCAAUCCACUUAGUUCUCAGUUUUACCGGGAGAUCAAGCAGGAGGUUGAUCCGCAUCCCAAGAUUUACGCUCGCGAGGGUAACAACCCAUACUCGGUCCGUGUGGAGGACAAUGUUGUGAAGCAGCACCCACCCGUGCAGCCAAAGCAACAGUAUUACAAGGAGGAGAACAACAGCCGAACGGUGUGCAAGAUUGAAGGGGAUGCUGAGGAGCUGGAUAACUCUGAGAGCAGGAGCUCGUAUAACAGGGAGCAGAUCAUCGUGGAGGUGAACCUGAACAAUCAGACGCUGAACGUUUCCAAAGGGGCCGAGGGCAUGUCUUCUCCCUCAGAGGCCACUGCCGUGCUGGGGAGGUGUCCAGAGGAUGAGGAGGAGGAGGAGGAAGACGAUGAGGAGGACGAGGAAGAGGAGGAGGAAGAGGACGACGAUGAGGAAGAUGCUGACGUCGGGGAUGAGGAAGACGAGGAGGAAGAGGAAGACGCCAGCGAGGAGGAGGAAGAGGAGGUUGAGGAGAGCGAGGAGGACGAAAACGAGGAGGAUAAUUCCGACACACCAGAAGUCAAAACUGAGAGCGGGCAGCCGACUCGCAGAGCAGUGAGGGCUUCAACCGCCUCCAAGGGAUCCGUCACUGCAGCUUCCAGUCGGUCGCGGAGGAACACCAAGGCAGAGGUGAGCGCCCGGGGCAGGAAGCGGAAGAAGGAUUCUGACGGCUCGAAUCAGAAGGUGAAAAUAGAAGAGAAGCAACACUACCCCUGCAAAAAGUGCCCCAGGGUUUUCAACAACCGCUGGUACUUGGAGAAGCACAUGAACGUGACGCACAGCCGCAUGCAGAUCUGUGACAAGUGCGGCAAGAGGUUCGUGUUGGAGAGCGAGCUCUCUCUGCAUCAUCAGACUGACUGUGAGAAGAGCAUUCAGUGUGUCAAUUGCGGGAAAGGAUUUAAGAAGCUCUGGUCGCUGCACGAACACAAUAAGAUUGUACAUGGUUACGCAGAGAAGAAAUUCUCUUGUGAAAUCUGCGAGAAGAAAUUCUACACAAUGGCCCAUGUCAGGAAACACAUGGUUGCCCACACAAAGGACAUGCCGUUCACUUGCGAGACUUGUGGGAAGUCGUUCAAGCGCAGCAUGUCACUCAAAGUCCAUUCGCUGCAACAUUCGGGCGAGAAGCCCUUCAAAUGUGAGAACUGCAACGAAAGAUUCCAGUACAAGUAUCAGCUUCGCUCUCAUAUGAGCAUCCACAUUGGUCACAAGCAGUUCAUGUGCCAGUGGUGCGGCAAGGAUUUUAACAUGAAGCAGUAUUUCGACGAACAUAUGAAGACGCACACCGGGGAGAAGCCGUACAUUUGCGAGAUCUGCGGCAAGAGUUUCACCAGCCGGCCAAACAUGAAGCGGCACCGCCGGACACACACAGGAGAGAAACCGUAUCCCUGUGACGUGUGCGGACAGAGGUUCCGCUUCUCCAACAUGCUCAAGGCCCACAAGGAGAAGUGCUUCCGGGUCACCAACCCCAUCAUGGCAGACAGCAACCCACUGAGUCUGACAUCCAGCACACCUCCCAACUCCAACAGCCCCCUCCUCUCUCACCCUCAGUCACACCCCCACCCCCACCCUCACCCCCAUCCCCACCCUCACUCCCUGCCACUGCCUCUCCUGCAUUCUCUCCCCCCUCCCCCCCACCUGCCCCCUCCCCCUCCCCUCUUUCCAGCCGGAAGAAUAAACGCUAACAACAAUUGAACGGCUGUGGGAUUUUUUUUUAAAAAAAACGGGAGGGGAGAGAAAAAAGCGAAAGA
Molecule: messenger RNA, 2346 nt
Organism: Callorhinchus milii (elephant shark)
Lineage: Eukaryota; Metazoa; Chordata; Chondrichthyes; Chimaeriformes; Callorhinchidae
Product: zinc finger and BTB domain-containing protein 47
Exons: 6
Coding region: 89-2290 (733 amino acids)
Biological process (GO): regulation of transcription by RNA polymerase II
Cellular component (GO): nucleus
Molecular function (GO): protein binding; DNA-binding transcription factor activity, RNA polymerase II-specific; RNA polymerase II cis-regulatory region sequence-specific DNA binding
Source: RefSeq, a predicted model, not a curated record